Messenger RNA from Chrysoperla carnea, 1145 nucleotides. RefSeq lists its product as uncharacterized. The transcript is spliced from 5 exons. The record is from RefSeq and is a predicted model, not a curated record. The coding region runs from base 93 to 1106 and encodes 337 amino acids. Lineage: Eukaryota; Metazoa; Arthropoda; Insecta; Neuroptera; Chrysopidae.
ACAUAACGGUGAUUUCCAGUAUAUUUUUUAGUCGUUUGCCAUAAAACAAUUUAUUUACUGUCUGAAAAAUAUAAACAGAAGAUAAAUAAACAAUGGGACAGAAACGAUUACCGAAAACUACUCGAAAACAGUAUGUAGAAUUAUUAAAUUUUGUUGAAAAUAAUAGAAUAUUGUUAAAAAGUAAAUAUGGUCCAAGAGAAAUAUAUAACGUUGAUGUUUUAUGGAAACAAUUUGAAACGCAUAUUAAUCAAUUAGGCCUUGGUCCAACAAAAACGGCAAGACAAUGGCGUAAGAUUUGGUGUGAAUGGAAAGCCAAUACAAGAAGAAGAUCACGAUUAUUACAUAAACCAGAAGAAGGUAAAACCGAUGUACGAGAAUUAGCACAUGUUGAAGAUAGAUUAUUGGAGCUUUUGGGUGAUGCAAGAAACAAAAAUGAAAAUGAACAUUCAUCAAAUAGUAUACAACCUUCUGAUGAAAUGGAAAUCAAAUCUGAAAAUCUGAGUACAUCAUUUUUAGAUAAUAUGGUUGAAUACUCAAAAGAUGAUGAAACACCAGAUCCAAAUUUUGCUCCUUCGGAAGAGUCUUUAGACUCGCCAGAAAAUGAUUCUACACCUGACUUAAGCAUAGCUAAAUUAGAUCAACAAUUUUUAAUUGGUCAAAAACAGUCAAAUUUGCGAUUGAAUUUUAUGGCUGCACAAAAUUUCAAAACCAUACCAGAUGAAAUAACAAAAAUACAUAAUUUAUCAAAAAAUUCUCAAGAAAAUCAUUCCCACACAUCAUUUCCAACGAUUGUACCAUUUUCUGAAUUUUGUGUUGUUCCUGAAAAUUUAAAUACAAAUAAGAAAUCCAAAGAACAAAAUACAUUGAAUUAUCGAAAUAUGAAACGUUUGAAAACUAUUGAACGAGCAAAGAAAUACAAGAAAUUACAAAUUCGUCAGUAUAAAGCAACACUCGAAAUAGCAAAGUCGUUAAAAGUAUUAAAUGAAUCACUUAAACAGUUAGCUGAAGCUAGUAUGGUUCGAGCAAAAGCUGAAAUGUUAAAAAUUGAAGCAAUGAAUUUGAAAGCACAAGUUAAUAUUUUAAAGUAUACAAAUAAAUUUGAUUAAAUUUUUAAGUACAAUAAAAAUCGUUUUUCUAUUAUUGUU